AUGCUCCUUGUGGAUGCGCCACGGGCCCCGUUCCCGCCCUGUGAGACUGGGCGAUCGUCACAGAGCGCCGACCUACCGGACUCGCCAGGCGCGGCGGACAGUGCGGCCACGGAUGGCUCACAAGUCCCAAGCCAGGGAUCCGGGCCAACAGAAACGGUGCCAUCUCUCGAACGGUUCAGGGCUACGUACGUAUGGUGCGAAGAAUGGAUGGCCGCUGGGUCAGGGGACUUGCACGGCGGCUUACAAGUAGUGCUGCUACUGACUUUUAGCUGCUGGGCCCGUCCCGCGUCUGCAUCGGGCGGGCGCCUGGGACGUGCAAAUACCAUCCGCUCUGGGCAGGAGGCUCUCCGCGUCCAGCAGGGGAAGGGCGUCUAA
This is a messenger RNA of Purpureocillium lilacinum, 375 nucleotides long. The record is from RefSeq and is a predicted model, not a curated record. Lineage: Eukaryota; Fungi; Ascomycota; Sordariomycetes; Hypocreales; Ophiocordycipitaceae.